AUGGGGUAUAACGGCAGCUGGAUCUUCAGAAACGCCAGCGACCCGCGCAACGCGUCGGGCGCGGAGGCGGCAGACGCCAACCGCAGCGCACUCGGGGAGUUCGUCGAGGCGCAGCUGUACCGCCAGUUCACCACAACCGUGCAGGUCGUCAUUUUCGUAGGCUCGCUGCUCGGAAACUUCAUGGUGUUAUGGUCAACUUGCCGCACAACCGUGUUCAAAUCUGUCACCAACAGGUUCAUUAAAAACCUGGCCUGCUCGGGGAUUUGUGCCAGCCUGGUCUGUGUGCCCUUCGACAUCAUCCUCAGCGCCAGUCCUCACUGUUGCUGGUGGAUCUACACCAUGCUCUUCUGCAAAGUCGUCAAAUUUUUGCACAAAGUCUUCUGCUCUGUGACUAUCCUUAGUUUCCCUGCCAUUGCCUUGGACAGGUACUACUCAGUUCUCUAUCCACUGGAGAGAAAAAUAUCUGAUGCCAAGUCCCGUGAGCUGGUGAUAUACAUCUGGGCCCAUGCAGUGGUGGCCAGUGUUCCAGUGUUUGCAGUGACCAAUGUGGCAGACAUCUAUGCCAUGUCCACCUGCACUGAAGUGUGGAGCAACUCCUUGGGCCACCUGGUAUACGUUCUGAUCUAUAACAUCACCACGGUCAUCGUCCCUGUGGCUGUAGUCUUCCUCUUCUUGAUAUUGAUUCGACGGGCCCUGAGUGCCAGCCAGAAGAAGAAGGUCAUAAUAGCAGCCCUGCGGACCCCGCAGAACACCAUCUCUAUUCCCUACGCCUCCCAGCGGGAAGCUGAGCUGCACGCCACCCUCCUCUCAAUGGUGAUGGUCUUCAUCUUAUGUAGCGUGCCCUACGCUACGCUGGUUGUCUACCAGACUGUACUCAAUGUCCCUAACACUUCCAUCUUCUUGCUGCUCACUGCCAUUUGGCUGCCCAAAGUCUCUCUGCUAGCGAACCCUGUGCUCUUUCUUACUGUGAACAAAUCUGUUCGCAAGUGCUUGGUAGGGACCCUGGUACAGCUCCACCACAGGUACAGUCGCCGUAAUGUGGUGAGUACAGGGAGCGGGCUGGCUGAUGCCAGCCUGGAGCCCAGCAUGCGCUCAGGAAGCCAGCUCCUGGAGAUGUUCCACAUUGGGCAGCAGCAGAUCUUUAAGCCCACGGAGGAUGAGGAAGAGAGUGAAGCCAAGUACACGAGCUCUGCUGACCUUCAGGCCAAGGAGGUACCCAGUGCCUGCCUGGAGGGAGAGCGGGGGCCACAGCUUGUACCCCCUGUGCCACCCCCGGGCACAGUGGACUCUAUAUCCCAGGUGGCACCAGCAGCCCCUGUGGAACUUGAGACAUUCUCUGGCAAGUAUUCCCUGCAAUUUGGUUUUGGUCCUUUUGAGUUGCCUCCCCAGUGGCUCUCAGAGACCCGAAACAGUAAAAAGCGGCUGCUUCCCCCCUUGGGUAACACCCCAGAAGAGCUGAUCCAGACCAAGAUGCCCAAGGUAGGCAGGGUGGAGCGGAAGAUAAGCAGAAACAAUAAAGUGAGCAUUUUUCCAAAGGUGGACUCCUAG
Pteronotus mesoamericanus is the source of this 1548-nucleotide messenger RNA. RefSeq names its product G protein-coupled receptor 176 (gene GPR176). The coding region runs from base 1 to 1548 and encodes 515 amino acids. Gene Ontology annotation, cellular component: plasma membrane. The transcript has 3 exons. Gene Ontology annotation, molecular function: G protein-coupled receptor activity. The record is from RefSeq and is a predicted model, not a curated record. Gene Ontology annotation, biological process: G protein-coupled receptor signaling pathway. Lineage: Eukaryota; Metazoa; Chordata; Mammalia; Chiroptera; Mormoopidae.